Messenger RNA from Arxiozyma heterogenica, 3042 nucleotides. RefSeq names its product GTPase-activating protein GYP5 (gene GYP5). The coding region runs from base 1 to 3042 and encodes 1013 amino acids. The record is from RefSeq and is a predicted model, not a curated record. The transcript has a single exon. Lineage: Eukaryota; Fungi; Ascomycota; Saccharomycetes; Saccharomycetales; Saccharomycetaceae.
AUGGCCAAAAGAAAAAGUAAAAAGAGUAAAAAUAAUAAAAGGACUCAAAACUCGACUGUUGUAAAAGCCGCAAAAGACCCAAAUGAUCUCGAUCAAACUAAGGAAAGCAAUAUACCCUUAAAUAAUACAAGUACAAAUGAUAGUACUGAUUCUUUAACUAAUAAUUUGGAGGAGAAAAACACAAUUAUAAACGAAAAAGAUGAACUUGAUUUUAAUAGCAGUCCCCUAGAUAACAAUAAUGAAAGUGACAUCAGCAAAACUAAUGAAAAUAACCAACUACAAGAAAAUGACACACAUAUAAGUAUAGAAUCAAACGUAAACCUUGAUAUUAAUAAUGAUCAAACUAACGGUCCCCUUGAAAACUCAAAUUCAAUGAUAAAUAUUAAACCCCAAGACAAAGAACCACCAUUUGAACUUUUGACACAAACUAUUGAUAGUACUAAUGGAGUACCUAGGGAAGUAUCCAAUAAUAUUGAAAAUAUUGAACCUUUAAAAGAUCUAUCUUCAGACAAAAAUAACGAUUUCUUAGAUAUCAAUGAAUCCAAAAAUAUAGAAAAUAUUCAAACUUCUCCAAAAACAGACCAGCCAAGCGAAAAAACCCAAAUUAAUUAUUAUACUGAGACUAAAUCUAAUAAAAAAAUGUCAAAUGAAUCCGCAGAAACAGAAAUGGAGAUUCCUUCGAGAUCAGAACUUAAUUUCAAGACUUCUGAUGUCCAAUCAAUUAACUCUCCUUUAAUAGAAACUGAUGACCCCACUAUCCCUGAAGACUCUAACAAAAUUGAUGAAAAUACACACAAUGAUAUCAAUCCUGAACCUUCCAACAUAACUAGUGAAACCGAAAGCCAACCGUUUAUUACUGCCAAUAAUACACAAGUUGAAACAUCAUCGACAUCUCCCCCACCACUACCAAGAAGAAAUCUAUUUCAUGAAACCUCUGACCUCGCAGAUAUGGAAGAUAUCUCACUAACAAAUAAUGAUUAUGUCUCAAGGACUGAAUUGUCCCCAAGAUUACCUCCAAGAAAGCCAUCAUUUGAGGAGAAAAUACCUCCCAAGAAUCCUGUCCCACCACCUUUAUCAGAAGAAUUGAAAUCGCCUACAUUUAGAAAGAAUAUGAAAAUGUUUAAUCAAGAACCAAUGCCUCAUCAUAAAUAUGGACAGCUGAAACAACAUCUUGUUUCAAAUAUAUCUUCAAUGCCAUUGAAUUCUAAGGAACCAAGUGCAGCCGAUAUCAAUUUAAUUGUCAACAGAUUUAGAGUGUCAAGUUUUCAAAUCGAUGAAAUAAAUCCUUCAGUUAGAGAGGGUAUUGAAGUCGGUCAAAAUAUAUUAAAAUCUUCAUUUGACGCGCUUAUGACACAUGGUGAAGAUUUGAAAGAAGGAUUGUUAAACAAUACUAUACCCUCAGACAAAUUGAGCGCCGAAGAAGAAAGAGAAUUCAGAGAGGUUACCGGAACUAAUUGGACUUUUUGGACUCGAGUCGUUAAUGAUUUUGCUACUGUUGCAAACAAAGAAUUAGAACAAUUAGAAUGCGAGAUUACUAAAGGAAUUCCGAGACAGAUUCGUGGUAUCAUAUGGCAAUUAAUAGCUAAUUCAAAAUCACAAGAAAUGGAAGAUAUUUAUGAAACUCUUUUGGAAACAGAGAGUCCACAUGAGGCAGUUAUCAGGAGAGACAUAAAUAGGACCAAUUUCAUCCCUAAGGAGAGGUGUGAAGAGUUAUUCCGUGUUUUAAAAGUUUAUUCUGUUUAUGAUCCAGAUGUUGGAUACACCCAAGGUAUGGCAUUUAUUACAACACCAUUAUUAUUAAAUUGCAACUCUGAAGCUGAGUCAUUCGGCUUAUUAGUAUCCUUAAUGAAAUAUUACAACCUUAGAGAAUUUUACUUACCCGGAAUGCCUGGGCUAAUGCUAAUGUUAUAUCAAUUCGAUAGAUUAUUAGAAGAAAACACUCCUACAUUAGCUAACCAUUUGGUUAGGGAAGGUAUCCGUUCUUCUAUGUAUGCUACGCAAUGGUUUUUAACAAUAUUUGCAUAUAAAUUUCCAUUAGAGUUUGUGUUAAAAAUCUUUGACAUUCUAUUCUUUGAAGGUAUUGAGUCUUUAUUAAAAUUUGCAGUCAAUUUGAUAAUGAAAAAUGAAAAAUCCUUGAUGUUUUUAAAAUUUGAUCAAUUAUUGAAUUUUCUAAAGAAUAAACUUUUUAAUGUAUAUUUGGAUCAAGAACAUAAGAGCCUUAACAGUAGCAAUGAGGAAGGAUCUGAACCUGAUUUUGAAAACAAACCAAUCGAAAUACAGAACAUAUCAAGAGAACCAAGCAUACAAGCUUGUUUAAACUCUAUCAUUGAUACCAAUUAUAACGCACAUUUAUUUGUUAAAGAUGCUAUGGAAAAUAUUGCUAUUACACCAAUAUCUCUACAUAGGUAUAGGGCCGAAUAUGAUAGUCUCAAUCAAAUAGAGAAAAGGAAAGAAACAGAGUAUGAUUCAUUGAAGAUCAAAAAUUUCCAAUUACAAAGAGAAAGAAAAAAAUUGAAACAUGAUUAUAAGGUAUUGAACGAAGAACAUUUUGCUAUAGCCAAAGAAUUAAUUAAAUAUAGAUUAGACAAUGAAACGCUAUUGGAUGAAAAUAACGAUUUAAAAGACAACUUGAAAGCAAUAAAUGAGCAGAUAGAAGAAGAAAUAAACAAAUCACAAGUGCCAAAUCCAGAUUCAAAAUUACCUGUUGAUUUGAAACAAGAUUUGGAAAGGACAAUAAAACGUAAUAGUGAAGUCACUGCAUUAAAUAAAUUAUUACAAAGUAAGAUAACAGAGUUGGAAAAUAACAUCAAGGAAUUAAAAUCCAUUAAUAAGGGCUUUGCUGCAUUAUCACCCAUAAAUCAAUUAAAUUCAGACAAUAUCGAUCUGUCAAAGUCUGAACAAAGCGAUAACCAAUCAUCAGCACAACCACAGUUAACAUCUCUUCCAACCUAUUCAAAUGGUACACAAUCAAGUAGCACGCCAAAUGUUGGCAACACAUUUAGUCAUGGGUGGUCUGGUUUCAAAAAAGUGUUUAAGAAAUAG